AUGUCAUCCCCCUCCGCUCCUCCUCCGCCGUGCUCCCACCUCGCCGCCUACCGCUCCAGCGCCACCCGCGGCUCCGCCGCCCUUCGCCACCUUCCGCCGCUGCCUCCGCGUCCGCCCCUCGGCCGCCCCGAGAUCCGCCGGGACCCUCCGAGACCCCCCGCUGCGGCCCCUGCCUCCUCUCCUCCUCUUCCUCCUCGCCCCCGCCCCGCCCCGCCCCCCUCGCCCGCCUACGCCUGCAUUCCUGCGCCGCUCGUCCUCUGCCCCGCCCACGCCCCUCCACCCCCUCUCCUCCCCUCCGGCCACGACAUCGCCGUCGAUGUCGACCGCGCCGAGCUCUUCUUCUGCCCUCUCCUGCCGCCGACCAGGUCUACGAUCUCCGACUUCGACGCCGCCGUCGUCCUUCGCCCAGUCCUCCUCCUCCCUCCCCCUCCCUCUCCCUCCCCGAAAGGCCCGUCCGGAAACGCCGCCGCGUCGCCUUCCGCCCCUGGUCCCCCGAUCCCGCCGAGCGCGCCGUCGUCCGCACCGGAUCCGUCCCCCUCCGACUCCCCGGCUGCGACGCCGACGCCGACGCCGCCGAUCCCUCCUCCUCCUCCUCCUAUUCCUCGGCCUUCGCCCCCUCGUCCCCCCCGCCCUGGGGACUGCGCGGACUGA
This is a messenger RNA of Ananas comosus (pineapple), 651 nucleotides long. RefSeq names its product vegetative cell wall protein gp1-like. The record is from RefSeq and is a predicted model, not a curated record. Bases 1 to 651 code for a protein of 216 amino acids. The transcript has a single exon. Lineage: Eukaryota; Viridiplantae; Streptophyta; Magnoliopsida; Poales; Bromeliaceae.